AUGGUGCCGGACAAGGGCAAGCAGCCCGUCGCGGCCGCCAACCUGGCGGAGCGCCGCACCGCCUGGACGUUCCUGCGCGCGCUGCUCUGGAAGAACUGGCUCAUCAAGCGCCGCCACCCCGUGGCCACGGCCUGCGAGGUGCUGGUGCCCGUGCUGUUCAUCAUCCUGCUGGGGCUGCUCAAGAGCACGACGACCACCGUGGCGGUGCCCUCCGGCUGGAGUGACACGUCUGCCUCCAUGGGCGACGCGGCCCUAGGCACCAGCUACAACCUGUUCCAGCCCACGGGCCAGACCAUCGAGUGGGUGGCUGCCGACCUGCCCAAGUUCGCGCUGCACGAGUCGUCCAUGACCGGCCUCCUCCUCAAGCUCGGGGUGCAGUCGGUCGACGACGCCAUCCGGCUCGAGGAGCUGUCGGCGGCCGAUCAGGCGGCCUGCACGACCGGCGUCAUCACCAAUGGCCUCGUGGAGACCGACACGACGUCACCCUACCGGGUGCCCAGCGAGUGCGCCGACAAGGUGUCGCCCUACAAGAUCGGCAUCGCGCCGGACAACGCCUUCACGCGCGGCUACUUCACGGCGGCCAUGGACAUGUGGUACCCGCGUCUGGAUCUGCUCAACUCGUCGAGCGAGGCGCUGACAGUGCCGUCCUUCAGUGAGAGCGUCCGCUUCUUCGACUCCAACGACGACCUGACGGAGUACGUCAAGAGUGACGAAUACGGCAAAGGUCUCGAGAACCCGCGCAUCUACGCCGCUAUUGUGUUCGACUCGGUGCCGCUCGGGAGUGACAUUGGAUCGUUCGCGUCCAUUGAGUACUCGCUGCGAUUGAACUCGACGGCUGGUGACUCGGUCGGUCGCGUGCCUGGGACGAGCAGCUCGGUGCUGGACACGGACCCGUUCCAGACCAAAAUCAACACAGACUACUACUCGCGGUACACGGUCACGGGGUUCAUGACGCUGCAGACGCUCGUCACGCGCUUCGUGUCGUGUAUGCCUGAAUGGGACGCCAAGAACCAGUCGACGACUGGCGUGUGCCAGCGACCACAGACCACGGCUCUCGCUUCGUCCAGCCUCGACAGCACGCUGAUGGAAUCCUUGAGCAACGACGCCUUGAUCCAAGAGGUGCUCAACACGGGACUGGUGUCGGGCGAGUCGUCCUUUUCCAGCAUUCUGGCCAACAUGUCGGAUGGCACCAAGGAGCUGCUGCUCACUCCGCUGCGCCAAGCCCCGCAGCCUUUCAUCGGAUCCACAGUCGCUCCAUUCCCGGUCACGAGUUUCGACAGCUCGUCGUUUUACGACACGAUCUCGAACGUCUUCCCCGUCAUCUUCGCGCUCGCGUACCUGUUCACGAUCUCCCGCAUCCUGGUUGUGUUCAUCCAAGAGAAGGAGCUGCGCUUGCGGGAAUUCAUGAAGAUCCUCGGCGUCACGGAGAGCACAAUUAUCGUCACGUGGUACAUGACGUACACAGCCAUCCUCUUCGUCGGUGCAGUCGUCCAGGCCGUGGCUGGCCUCGCGGGCUUGUUCCCCAAGACAUCCGUGAUCCUGACGUUCUUGUUCUUCUGGCUGUUCGGGAUGAGCGUGCUCGCGCUGGCCUACUUGAUCAGCACGAUCUUCAACAAGGCUCGAGUCGGCUCCUUCGUGGGCAUGGUGGUCUUCUUCUUCAUGCACGUGAUGUCUCAAGCAUUUACUACCGGCACGGCGGAGGGAGCCAAGACGAUCGGUUGUCUUUUGUCCCCUGUGGGCCUCUCACUUGGCGUUCAGGUGCUCGCGGACGCAGAGACAACGGGUGCUGGUGUGACGUUCGCGAACGUGAGCGCGCUGACCAACAACUUCCGAUUCAGCACCGCGUUGUGGAUGUUCGCUUUCGACACUUUGCUGUACACGCUCAUCGGUGUGUACUUCGAGAAGGUGAUGCCCAAGGAGUACGGCACCUCGCUCAAAUGGUACUUUCCCGUGUCGCCUUCAUACUGGAGAAGCCGUCGCCAGCGUACAGCCAACGUUCAAAGUCAGGAUGCGCUGUUGGACGACGUCGCGCUGGAUGUGAACCCCAACAUUGAACGGGUGAACGCGGAGCAGCGCGAGCAAGAGCGCAACGGUGAAGCUCUCACUGUGCAGCGACUUCGCAAGGUUUUCCCGGUUCCAGGCGGAGAGAAGGUGGCAGUUCAAGGCCUCAAUGUCACCAUGUACAAGGACCAGAUCACCUGCUUGCUGGGUCACAACGGCGCCGGCAAAACCACGCUGAUCUCGAUGCUCACGGGCAUGACUGCCCCCUCCAGCGGUAACGCCACCUACCGCGGCAUGUCGAUCAACGAAGACAUGGACGAGCUGCGCCAGUCACUCGGCAUUUGCUUCCAGCACGACGUCUUAUUCCCUGAGCUGUCAGUCCAGGAGCACCUGCAGUUCUUCGGACAGAUCAAGGGCUACGCGGACGAGGAGCUGCAGGCUGUGGUCGACCGACAGAUCCGCGAGGUCGGCUUGACGGAGAAGCGCAACUCGAAACCCAACGACCUGUCUGGCGGUAUGAAGCGCAAGUUGUCGGUGGCUGUGUCGCUGCUCGGUGACAGCUCGCUGGUGUUCCUGGACGAGCCCACGUCUGGCAUGGACCCGUACAGCCGUCGCAGCACGUGGGAGAUUCUGCUGAACAACCGCAACGACCGCGUGAUGGUGCUGACGACGCACUUCAUGGACGAAGCUGACAUCCUGGGCGACCGCAUCGCCAUCAUGGCGGAAGGCGAAUUGCGUUGCUGUGGAUCGUCGCUCUUCCUGAAGAACCGCUUCGGCGCAGGCUACAACUUGACCCUCGUGAAGGACGACGCCAAGUGCGAUGACAAGGAUGUUUCUGCUUUUGUGACCUCUUAUGUCCCCUCUGCGCAGCUUCUGAGCAAUGUCGGCAGUGAGAUCGCGUUUCAGCUGCCUCUCAGCAGUUCGUCACAGUUCGCAGCGAUGUUCGCUGAGCUGGAUCGUCAGUUGCAGUCGCUGGGUCUUCUCUCUUAUGGCGUGUCUGUGACAACGUUGGAGGAAGUCUUUAUCAAGGUGGCGGAGCUGGGCGAUGAGAACAACCAGCACACACUGGGCAACAACGUUCGGACGGACAACUCCGAGUCCAACGAAAGCUAUCAGGAAUGCGAUGAGAUCAUCACGACGGAGUCGAUGUUCCGGAGGCACCUGCGCGCACUGCUGCUGAAGCGUUUCCGGUACGCCAAGCGCGAUAAGAAAACGAUCAUCUACAGCGCGCUGCUCCCCGUGCUGCUCAUUGCUGCUGGACUGGGGAUCUUGAAGAACAGCGCUAUUGCCUCUGACGACUCCAGCAUGGCAUUGACGGCGGACCCGUACUCCGGCAGCUCAACUCCGACGCCCUACUUCUGCCAGGCUGGGGCUAGCACGGGAGAAUGGUGCAACGAGGUGAUGACGUCGUCCUUCUUCUCUGGCGCCGACGCUCAGACACUCUCGAUUUCAUCGCCAGCGUUCGACUCCAACUCGCCCACCGUGUUUGACGUGACCUACACGGAUCCGGCCAUCAACGCAAGCGGAAACACCGGAUACAGCGUAGCAAUGGGCCAGCAGCUUUACAACCGAGGUUACGGACAGAGCGUGGAUCUCGUGGAAGGCCAAUACGGCGCCUACCUGGUGUAUGGCGACAGCGACCAGAACUUGUUCGGCUACAACGUGUUCACGAACACUACGGCCCCCCAUUCGUCGGCGACCUUCAAGGCAUUGAUGGACCAGGCUAUGUAUCGCUUCUUCGCAGCCAACAGCUCGACUGGAUCAGCUUCGUCGGUCAACCUGAAGGUGAGCAACUACCCUCUUCCGGUGACCGCUGCCACGAAGGCGUUUUCUGGAUCAGCAGUGGCAUUCGUGAGCUGCAUGUUCAUCUGCAUCGCGUUCACAUUCCUGCCGGCGUCGAUUGUUGUAUUCCUGGUGAAGGAGAAGCAGGCGGAGCACAACUCGAAGCACCAGCAACUCGUCUCCGGCGUGUCGCUGCCUGCAUUCUGGCUGUCCAACUACAUCUGGGAUCUGAUCAUGUACAUCGUCCCGUGUGUAUGCGCUCUCGCGUUGAUCUACGGCUUCGACGUAUCUUCGAUGACGGGGCAGAACUGCAACAGCUGCACCUCGGCGACGUUCCCAGCCGUGAUCCUGUUGUUCAUCCUCUUCGGGCUCGCCAUCUGCCCGUUCACGUACUGCCUGUCGUUCCUGUUCAAGGAGCACGCUGCCGCCCAGACGUACACCAUCAUGAUCAACUUCGUGAUUGGCGUCGUGUUGAUGAUCGUGUCGUUCAUCAUGGGCGUCAUUGGUUCAACGUCGGAUGUUGAUUCGGUGCUCGUGUUCGUGUGGCGACUUUCUCCGCUGUUCAAUCUCGGCACGGGCUUGCUCCAGUUGGUUCUCAACGAUAUUACGUACAUCCGCUUCAGCAAGGACGAGAAGACCAGCCCAUUCAGCGGUGAUAUCAUGGGGUUCGAGUUGGCUUAUUUGCUGGUGACUGCCAUCGGCUACAUGGCACUUGCGGUGUACUUGGAUUACAGGAAGACUUUCCCCAAGGUGAAGGACAACAACGACGACAUCGGCGACAGCGAUUUCCAGAUUGAUGCUGACGUGGAGAAGGAAGCCGAACGUGUUGCCAGCGGCGCUGCCGACGGAGACGCUGUGAAGCUCGUGGGGCUCCGAAAGGUCUACCCUGGCGGCAAGGUUGCGGUUCGUGAUCUCUCUUUCGGCUUGAAGCGUGGCGAGUGCUUCGGCUUCCUCGGUAUCAACGGAGCCGGCAAAACCACGACCAUGAAGAUGCUCACUGGCGACGUGCCACCAAGUCGCGGUACAGCCACGCUCGGAGGCUUCAACAUUCUGACGCAACAGAUCGAGGUUCGCCGCCAGAUCGGAUACUGCCCACAAUUCGACGCCUUGUUUGACUUGCUCAGCGUCCGCGAGCACUUGGAGCUCUUCGGUGCCAUUAAGGGUGUUCCUCAAUCUUCGCUGAAUCGUGUCGUGAUGGAGAAGAUCCAGCAGCUCAACCUCGGGGACUUCGAGCACAAGCUCGCAGGCAGCCUCAGUGGCGGCAACAAGCGCAAGCUGUCCGUGGCCAUCGCCAUGAUCGGUAACCCGGCCAUCAUCUUCCUGGACGAGCCUUCCACCGGCAUGGACCCGGUUAGUCGACGGUUUAUGUGGGACGUCAUCGCGGAUAUUUCGACUCGCGGCAAGGAGUCGACGAUCGUGCUCACCACUCACAGCAUGGAGGAGUGCGAGGCCUUGUGCUCACGCGUCGGUAUCAUGGUUGGUGGGCGUCUUCGCUGCUACGGAAGCGUACAACACCUCAAGUCUCGGUUCGGCGAUGGCCUCGUGUUCGACGUGAAGCUCGACACACCCACGCCCGAGGAGCUGGAGUACCUGCUUCAGCACGUAUUUGGCGACGGCAACACGUACGUGACGCCUGUGGAGCUUGAGAGCAAGUGUCGCGCGUUCGGCAAUGCCGAACUCGAGGAGCGGAUCACUGCUUCUCAUCCGACCGGCUACAGUCUCGCCGCCGCCAUGGAGCGCGACGGGUUCGUCCGUGCCGAGGCCUUCUGCUCCUGGUGUGUCGAGGAAACACGCUUCGAUACCUUGAACGACUACCUUCUCAACGCAUUUGGCCCUGGCGGAGUACUCGUGAUGGAGCGCCAGAACGAUUUCUGCCGCUUCAAGGUGCGCGGCUCGAACAACGAGAUCAAGCUGUCCAAGAUGUUCGCGCUGGUUGAGGACGUGAAGACCGACAUGCACAUUCGCGAGUACAGCGUCUCCCAGACGACGCUGGAGCAGAUCUUCAACUCGUUCGCGAGCCAGCAGGAGGAGGAGCAGGGUGUCGCUCGCGGUGUCUAUCAGGCAUAG
Molecule: messenger RNA, 5850 nt
Organism: Phytophthora sojae
Lineage: Eukaryota; Oomycota; Peronosporomycetes; Peronosporales; Peronosporaceae
Product: ABC transporter lipid exporter ABCA1 family
Exons: 1
Coding region: 1-5850 (1949 amino acids)
Biological process (GO): lipid transport; transmembrane transport
Cellular component (GO): membrane; intracellular membrane-bounded organelle
Molecular function (GO): ATP binding; lipid carrier activity; ATP hydrolysis activity
Source: RefSeq, a predicted model, not a curated record